Molecule: messenger RNA, 2562 nt
Organism: Chironomus riparius
Lineage: Eukaryota; Metazoa; Arthropoda; Insecta; Diptera; Chironomidae
Source: the annotation of a GenBank genome assembly
AUAAUUCUUACCCUUGAAUAGAAGCACGUUUUCAUUGUGCAAUACAAAAACAUAUUGGAAAUAAGCAAGUGAGAAUGCGAGGGGUGAAUAAAUAUAACGUGCAUACACAUUCUUCUUUCCAUUCGAUAAUACAAGCACAAAUACGUUGAAGAAAGAGAAGAAAAAAAAAGUGUAGGAAAAAUUUGUAAAUAUUCCAUUCAGUGAGUAAGUAGGAGCUAAUAAAAGCGCUAGGAAAUUUUUUUUAAAAAUAUUUUUUUUUAUUUUUUAAGAAUAAAAACGAUAUUUAGUAAUAUUCUUAAUACUCUCAAUUUAGAUUAUUAAAUCAAAGUGAAAGUUAAGUGUUAAACUAUCGCUUAAAAUAGGAGCUAACAAAUUUGAUAAAAGACUAUGAAUUAGUUAAUGAUAUAAUUCUGCUGAAGACACUUGUAUUGUAUUAGAAAAUGGUUAUGGCUUCUACCGAGGAACAGGAUAGAAGAAUUGUUUUAGAAUUUUGCCAUCUGCUGGAGAAAUCAAAACAGCUAUUUAAUGGCUUACGAGACCUGCCACAAUAUGGUCACAGGCAGUGGCAAGCUUAUUUUGGUCGAACUUUUGAUGUGUACACAAAGCUAUGGAAAUUCCAACAGCAACAUCGGCUAGUACUUGAUUCAAAAUAUGGUUUAAAGCGAUGGCAGAUAGGAGAAAUUGCUAGUAAAAUUGGACAAUUGUAUUAUCACUAUUAUUUACGUACAAGCGAAACAAAUUAUUUGAAUGAAGCAUAUUCAUUUUAUGCUGCAAUACGCGGACGUGCUUAUUAUUCACGUGCUUGUAAAGAAGAUCGGCCAGAUCUAAUGGUCAAAAAGCUGAGAUAUUAUGCUAGAUUUAUCGUUGUAUGUUUAUUAUUAAAGAAAAUGAAACUUGUGAGAGAGCUUGUCAUUGAAUUGGAACGACAAAUACAGGAGUAUACUCAAACCUAUGAACCUGAAGAUGCUUUAGAGUGGGCACUAGUGUUAGAUGAAAUAAAAGGAUUCAUUAAAGCUGAUGCAGCUGUGUCGGUGCUUCAUGCUGAAAAUGCAAAUCCUAUUGUACUCUCACACAGUGGUUCUGGUUCCAGAUUAUCUCCAUUGACAACACCACCAUGUGAGCGUUCACCACAGAUGACAUUGUCGUUACAAGAGAUUCUUAUCGUUGGUUCAGCUGUCGAACAAGCUAAAUUUAGUGAAUUGACUAUGGAUAUGUUUAGAAUGCUUCAAACAUUAGAGCGAGAGCCGCAAGAGUCUUUUCAUCAUGGAGUGAUGCCUCAUCAUCCAAUGACACACGGAGGUCCACAUGAUGCCAGUCCUGCAACAAAUCGAAUGCCCACAACAACCUAUGUGCCUGGUUCAAAGGGUUAUAUAGAAAAUGGUGAUAAUCGCCGAUCAAUUCGAGAUAAUCCACACAAGUAUUUACUUUAUAAGCCAUCACUAAGUCAGUUAAUGGUAUUCUUAUCAAGCGGGUUUAAAGAAUUGCCUCCCGGAGGAGCAUUGUUGCUUUAUAUAUCUGCUGAUGGUUGUUUCUCGACUACGAAACAUCCGCAGGACUGUGAGUUGACACCUUCCUCAUUAUCGGAAUUAAAAUCUCAAAAGAAUGUUUCAAAACUUUCAGAUGGAUAUGAGUUAGGAGGCUUAGGUUUAGCUACAAGUGUGAAAAGAGAUGGCACAGAUAGUGCAGUGCCUGCACGUGGAAAAACUGUCGCACAUUAUAAAGAACCUCAUUGUUUAUAUCCCGGCGAUUUAUAUCCUUAUACGCGUCGCCCUUUGUUCAUUAUUAUAGAUUCAGAUAAUUCCUUUGUGUUUGCUCAUAUUCCAAAAUACUUCGGACAACCAUUAGUGAUUCUUAUGUCUCCGCAAGAUGUACCACAAAAUUUUCAAGCAGAUCUUCAUCAUCAUGGUUCAAUAUUUACACUUUUUUUGCAUUCGCCACUUACUGCACUUUGUUAUAUUUGUAAUGUUGGAGACGUUGCAAUUCACCAUUGGGAGCGAUGUCAAAGUUAUAUUGAUCGUUUCGUCACUGAAGCAUCGCGUCUUGUGACACGCUGUCGAAUGGACGAGAUCGAGCAAGGAAUUGGAUUCAUAGAUUCAUCAUAUGUGCAAUUUUUCGGCGAUGACUUUCUACGAACAUUAAUACUUCGAUUUGUUUUCUGUGAUGUGGCAUUACGAUUACAUAGAAGCUUUCGUGGACGGCAUAUGAGGCCGAGAUGUGAACCGCCCUUGCCAGGUCCUGAACUCUUAGAACAUCCAUCAUUAGCUCAUAUAAUUUUACAAUUAGCUACACAAUUAGACGUUAGAGGACAUUUCUCUGACCCAAGCGCUCCUGAAGGUGACUGAAAUUGAAACUACUAUAAUUAAUUUAAUCUGGUUAUAAUCUGAACGAAAAAAAAAAAUAAGAUUUAGUAAAGAUAUAAUCACAACAACAAGAAUGUAAACGAAGAAGAAGUAACAGAAUUUCCUUUCAUCUCAUUUUGUUCUGCUUUAUAUCGUCAUCAAAAUUAUAUAUAUGAAGAUAUUUGAAUAUGCAAAAAAAGACACAAAAAAAACGAUAUUAGAC